Molecule: messenger RNA, 1885 nt
Organism: Nestor notabilis (Kea)
Lineage: Eukaryota; Metazoa; Chordata; Aves; Psittaciformes; Psittacidae
Gene: ENTPD4
Product: ectonucleoside triphosphate diphosphohydrolase 4
Exons: 11
Biological process (GO): nucleoside diphosphate catabolic process
Cellular component (GO): membrane
Molecular function (GO): nucleoside diphosphate phosphatase activity
Source: RefSeq, a predicted model, not a curated record
GAUCAGCAUCUCGUGUUUGCUGCCUGCUUCUUGGCACUUCAGCAUCUCUCCAGUGGGAUGCCCACGGCUUCUCAACACCACCUUGCGACAGAUCCUGGUGAUAGGAGUUCUUGCUGCGGCUGUCUCUGUGCUUUACUACUCCCUGGUGGUCAUCCGCAAUAAGUAUGGGCGUGCACACAGGGACAAAAGAUUCCACAGAUAUCUCGCCCGAGUGACUGACACUGAAGCUACAGAUACCAACAACCCCAACCUGAACUAUGGAAUCGUUGUGGACUGUGGCAGCAGUGGCUCCAGGAUUUUUGUGUAUUGCUGGCCAAGGCACAAUGGGAAUCCACACGAUCUGUUGGACAUCAAACAGAUGAGGGACAAAACCAGAAAACCAGUGGUUAUGAAAAUUAAACCAGGCAUCUCGGAGUUUGCCAGCUCUCCUGAAAAGGUCAGUGAUUACAUUUCUCCACUUCUGAGCUUUGCUGCCCAACACGUGCCACGUGCAAAGCACAAAGAGACUCCUCUUUAUAUUCUGUGUACUGCAGGAAUGAGGAUUCUGCCAGAAAGCCAGCAGAAGGCAAUACUUGAAGAUCUGCUCACUGAUAUUCCUGUGCACUUUGAUUUCCUGUUCUCGGACUCGCAUGCAGAGGUUAUUUCAGGGAAGCAGGAAGGAGUAUAUGCAUGGAUUGGCAUCAACUUUGUCCUUGGAAGAUUUGAACAUACAGAUGAUGAGGAUGAGGCCAUUGUGGAGGUGCAUGUCCCGGGCAGUGAGAACCAAGAGGCCAUCUUCCGCAAGAGGACAGUGGGUGUCCUUGACAUGGGGGGAGUGUCGACCCAGAUAGCGUACGAAGUCCCUAAAACUGAGGAAGUAGCCAAAAACCUACUUGCAGAAUUCAACUUGGGCUGCGAUGCUCAUCAAACUGAGCACGUGUACAGAGUCUACGUCGCAACAUUCCUUGGCUUUGGGGGAAAUGCAGCACGCCAGAGAUAUGAAGACAAUCUAUUUACCAGUACAGUGCUUAAAAACAGACUGCUGGGCAAGCAGACUGGCCUGACUUCUGACUCGCCUUACCUGGAUCCUUGCCUGCCCCUGGAUGCUCAGGAUGAGAUCCAGCAGAGCGGACAGACCAUGUAUUUGCGGGGAACAGGAGACUUCAACCUGUGCCGUGAGAUGAUCCAGCCCUUCAUGAAUAAGACUAAUGAAACACAGACCUCUCUCAAUGGUGUCUAUCAGCCUGCUGUGCACUUCCAGAACAGUGAGUUCUAUGGUUUCUCAGAGUUCUACUACUGCACCGAGGACGUGUUGCGUAUGGGAGGAGAUUACAAUGCUGCUAAAUUCACUAAAGCUGCAAAGGAUUAUUGUGCCACUAAGUGGUCUGUCCUCCGGGAGCGUUUUGACCGUGGUCUUUAUGCAUCACAUGCUGAUCUUCACAGAUUGAAGUACCAGUGUUUCAAGUCUGCCUGGAUGUAUGAAGUGUUUCACAGUGGCUUCUCUUUUCCUGUGAGUUACAGCAAUUUGAAAACAGCUCUGCAGGUUUAUGAUAAAGAAGUGCAGUGGACCUUGGGAGCCAUUCUUUACCGAACACGGUUUUUACCUUUAAGAGACAUCCAGCAAGAAAACUUCCGUGGAAAUCACUCCCACUGGAGGAGCUUCUCCUUUGUUCACAAUCACUAUUUGUUCUUUGUGUGUUUCCUGAUCGUGCUGCUCUCCAUCCUGCUCUACCUGCUGAGGCUCAGGCGCAUCCACCGGCGGAUGCUGCGCAACGCCUCCUCUACUUCCCUAUGGAUGGAGGAAGGCCUCCCGCCACAGAAGAUUGCAGGAGCCAUAUGAAAUGCUGUGAUGGAGAGAGCUUUCCUUGGACUUGCAACACAAAAAGCCAUUUUUGCCUCAGGGUUC